AUGAAGAAGACGCAGGAGAAGAAGAUUAUUCUGCCUUGGCUCAGUUCUGUGGUACCCGGUGAACCCGGAACUUGCUGUACAAGUUGCCUUGAGGCAGACUCCUGGUCAAGCACUGGAAUGACCAUUGUAGAGUGCGCCGGCUACUCGCUGAUAGCGUUCGGGCCGUCAUUCGCCAUCUUCUGGGUCGUGGUUGCUGGCCAGCCGAGCCGGAUCGUGGUGUUCCUCGUCUCCUCGUUCUUCUGGCUCCUGUCGCUGCUGCUCUCAUCCGUCGCCUGGUACAUGAUGCGAGAACUUUUCGAUGCAAUGUUCGCUGCUGGCGUGAUCACGUCUGUGUGCUUCCAGGAAUUAUUCAGGUAUCUGGCACUCCGAACACUGCGCAAGGCCGAGAAGGUUCUGAACGUAGUGGAUCUCGUCGGCAGUGAUUUCGACGAGGCUCUUUUUCACUACCACGCUACAUACGCCUGCGUCUCAGGCUUUGGCUUUGGAGCUACCAGCGCAGCCACAGCGAUGCUCAACGUCCUUGCUGACGUGGCUGAUGGACCAGGUACGUCGCACUAA
Molecule: messenger RNA, 558 nt
Organism: Rhipicephalus sanguineus (brown dog tick)
Lineage: Eukaryota; Metazoa; Arthropoda; Arachnida; Ixodida; Ixodidae
Product: gamma-secretase subunit Aph-1-like
Exons: 2
Coding region: 1-558 (185 amino acids)
Biological process (GO): Notch signaling pathway; protein processing; positive regulation of catalytic activity
Cellular component (GO): gamma-secretase complex; membrane; endoplasmic reticulum
Molecular function (GO): protein-macromolecule adaptor activity
Source: RefSeq, a predicted model, not a curated record